CUUGUCACACUGCUUGCGUGCUCAGCUCGUGUCAACUGGUUCAUUUGCUUGCACUCUGCAUUGCUUCAUUUUAGAAAGGGAAAUGGAGGUUAUGCCUAAAAGUUAUCCGGUCGUGAGCGAGGAUUACAAGAAAGCCAUUGAAAAUGCGAGGAAGGAGCUCAGAGGUCUCAUCGCUGAGAAGAAUUGUGCUCCGAUCAUAGUCCGUUUAGCGUGGCACUCAGCUGGAACUUUUGAUUGGAAGACCAAUACCGGAGGUCCGUUCGGUACCGUGAAGCAUGCCGCUGAGCUUGCACACAAGGCUAACACCGGUCUCGAUAUUGCCAUCAAUCUUCUCGAGCCGAUCAAAGAGCAGUUUCCUAUCAUCUCUUACGCAGACUUUUAUCAGCUUGCCGGCGUCGUCGCUGUUGAGGUCACCGGUGGACCUGAAAUUCCCUUCCAUCCCGGAAGACCGGACAAGGAGGAAGUACCACCUGAGGGCCGUCUUCCUAGUGCUACCGAUGGAGCGGAUCGUUUGAGGGAGAUCUUUAUUAAUCAAAUGGGUUUAACCGAUAAGGAUAUUGUUGCCCUUUCUGGUGCCCACACGCUGGGAAGGUGCCAUAAGGACCGGUCUGGAUUUGAUGGAGCAUGGACUACCAACCCACUUACCUUCGAUAAUUCUUAUUUCAAGGAGCUAUUGUCCGGAACGGGGGCAGAUACUAUGCAGCUGCCAUCCGACAAAGUUCUCGUCUCUGACCCAGUGUUCCGUCCAUUCGUUGAGAAAUAUGCUGCUGAUGAGGGUGAAUUCUUUGCUGAUUACGCUAAUGCUCACUUAAGGCUCUCUGAGCUAGGAUUUGCUGAUGACUAAACAAAAGCAGUUUGGUUUGCAGAGUAGGCACGAGAGCAGCCAACAUUUGCCUCCCAAAGAUACAUUCGUUUUUUUUCUUUUUAAAUAUAAAUUCUCGAAAGAAACAUAAUUGCUAGGCAGUUGUUGCUCGAACACUUUUUCGCCUCUAGGGUGGUUUUCAUGGUGUUUUCUUUUUGGUAAAAAAAAAAAAGAAUCCGGAAUGAUUUCC
This is a messenger RNA of Gossypium raimondii (Peruvian cotton), 1052 nucleotides long. Its product is annotated as L-ascorbate peroxidase, cytosolic. The transcript has 10 exons. Gene Ontology annotation, biological process: cellular response to oxidative stress; hydrogen peroxide catabolic process; response to reactive oxygen species. Bases 83 to 844 code for a protein of 253 amino acids. Gene Ontology annotation, molecular function: heme binding; peroxidase activity. NCBI's taxonomy places the organism in Eukaryota, Viridiplantae, Streptophyta, Magnoliopsida, Malvales, Malvaceae. The record is from RefSeq and is a predicted model, not a curated record.